AUGUCAUCUCGACUUCCAUUCGAAAUCCUUGCCACAAUCGCAACCUACAUCUCCCAGUCAGACAGACUUGCUUGCACAACCGUAUGCAAACACUGGAAAUCCUCCUUUCAAGUCUCUCUUUGGCGCACAUUGGACAUUAAUGAAAAUCGAAUAGAAGCUAUUUGCAACAACUCAUCCUCGACAGGGCAGCCAAUCUAUUCGAUCAAUGGCAACCGUGUCCAGACCUUACGAUUCAGGAAAUCUGUCGAGGCAACAGACGACCAGCUACACACCGUACAGCAGACCUUUAAACAAUUAAAACGCCUAGAGAUCGAAGAACAUGCGCUCAGCAAACACAAUUUUGGACUAAAAGCUGAUUGGAGUCUCUGGAGAUCCCUGACAGCCCUCGACAUGUACCUACCAGAUCUGGACGACAAGAUCAGAAAAUACGAAAUGUUCAAGAUCCUGUCCUGUUUACCCUGUCUCACACGACUCGACAUUGAGGCCAAACUCGAGGACACUCGCCCAAACUACACCUGGGAAGUCUUGGAAAAUAUUCACGCAUAUUUACCACGACUUGAAUACCUACACACCAAUCUACCCCUUGCCGCAAUAACCAGUGCCGACAUCAAGACAAUCAACCAUGUCACGCCUGCCAAAAACCUGAGUGUAAUAAAGCUUCUGGAUCACAACAUGGAUCUCGGAUGGUUAUUUUAUUUUUCGCUCAAGUAUCCCAAGGUGCGCGUUUUCGAGUCAAGCAUGGUAUUCAGUAAAAUCAACCGGAUUGAAGAUUCACCGAGUGAAGAGGUCAUGUCGAUUAUUAUGGCCGCUUCGUUCCAAUUCCCUCACCUAAAGUCAGUAGUCAUCAGCCACGAAGCAGUGGUUGGCUCCCAGCACACGGUGUUUUGGAAACUGCUCCACCAGCUCACAAGUUCACUGCGGUCAUUGGAUUACAGCUUGGAUCUGGCGAGUUUUGGAAACGGGCUUUUUUCAGGUUUCCCAAGAGAAUCCGUGCGGUUUUCGUCAACGACACUCGAAAGGCUCAGUCUGAUCAUCAAUGCAAAACCCCAUGUCAUGAGCAUCCUGCCGCUCAAUUUUGGAAGCUGUUCUCGUUUAGUUGAUCUAACGACCGAGGUGUCAAAGGGAAUUAUCGAGAUUGAUGUUCUCCUGGACAGUUGUACAUCCCUAAAAUCGAUCCACAUGCGAGACGAAUUGAUAACCCUGAGUCCGAAAGCAUAUGCAACCUCGACACCACAUGGCUUACAGAAGAUGGAGAUCAUCAAUUCAAAGGUCGACUCACACGUAUUUAAUUUCAUUUCCUUGCGUUGCAGGCAAUUAAGAGAGAUGGCACUAUGCUCUGUCAGAGUACCGGGAUCUAUUUCUCAAGAGACAGGGAAUAUGUGUAUCGAUAUGUCCUACACUCACUUUGAGGUUCUAAAGCUUCAUGAUGUCACAUUCUAUUGGCUGAGCGGUGAACUUGAAGCCGUCAAUGAUCGUGACGAUGGUGAUGAUCAGAAUCAAGAGGAGUCAUCUAGCGGCAGCAGUAAUGGAAAUAGUGGUGAUAGCAAUAGUAAUACCAUUAUUGAUAUUAGUGGUGGUGAUCGAAGCAUAUUACGCCCUUAUGAAAUUUAUACUAUAAAUCUGAUUGCUAUUGAACGACUCAACUCUGUAUUAAGGCCCAGACAUCUUGGGGCACCAAAGCCACUCAUACAUGAUGGCCAGGACCAUGGAGUUUCGAUCGACAAACGGGCGUGGUUCCAUCACUACUGGGGAAAUACCAACAAAGACCGACCAAGACAGGUGUGGAUGCUAGGAAAACCUCAGGUGAAGCAUGUCCAGGACUACUUUGAAUCGUUUCAGACUUCCAGUGCGAAUGAUUAUCUUUCAAAUGAGAACCGAUAUCCGGUGGGCUUAGUUGUCAAGCGCUUCUGGAAACGCGACCUUCCACGAGGCUAUGCCACACUGCGGUGCGGAUACAUCGGCAGAUAUGACAUUGAUGGUACACAUUUUGAUCAUGAUGUGGAUGUCUUAUAAACCUUUACUUUCAUUUUCACUCUCACUUUUAGCUAACCAUUUUUUUUUAAAUUUUCUUUAUGCAUUGUAUUUAUUUUCGCUCUAAUAACUCUCUUUCUAUACUGUAAUUUCUUCCCAUUUAUUUCAUCAUUUCCUCCUUAUUCUUCUUAUUUCCUCUCUCUCUCUCUCUCUCUCGCUUUACCUUAAUAUUUUCACUCCAUACAACUCUUUAUGCCUACAUCUUUAUACCCCCCACCACCCAUAACCAACCAUCUUUUGAACAUGCAAAUUCACUACAUAUUUAUGCCCCUCACACAAUUCUUCAUUUUUAACUUUUUUAUGAAAAAUUUUUCACACUCUCCCUUUCACUUCUUGUUCUACUCUUUUUUUUUCUGUUAAUAUAUAAGCAUACAUAUAUAUUUGCGUUUAUACUUGCGUGUAUUUUUGAUCUUAAUUUUGAUUUUAUAUUAAAAAAAAACAUAAUAAAAACAAUUCAUCAAAGC
Molecule: messenger RNA, 2495 nt
Organism: Phycomyces blakesleeanus NRRL 1555(-)
Lineage: Eukaryota; Fungi; Mucoromycota; Mucoromycetes; Mucorales; Phycomycetaceae
Exons: 1
Coding region: 1-2013 (670 amino acids)
Molecular function (GO): protein binding
Source: RefSeq, a predicted model, not a curated record